Molecule: messenger RNA, 3066 nt
Organism: Rosa chinensis
Lineage: Eukaryota; Viridiplantae; Streptophyta; Magnoliopsida; Rosales; Rosaceae
Product: LRR receptor-like serine/threonine-protein kinase GSO1
Exons: 6
Coding region: 1-3066 (1021 amino acids)
Biological process (GO): protein phosphorylation
Molecular function (GO): ATP binding; protein kinase activity; protein binding
Source: RefSeq, a predicted model, not a curated record
AUGGCAGCACAAACCAACCUUAACAUCACCACAGACCGAUCUGCUCUUCUUGCUCUCAAAGCCCAUAUCACAAGUGACCCUCAAAACAUGAUCUUUACCAAUUGGUCAACCACCACCCCUGUUUGUAACUGGGUUGGAGUCAUUUGUGGUGCACGCCAUCAUCGAGUCACAGAGUUGAACCUCUCUUACUUUGGUCUUGCGGGCACCAUUCCUCCUGAGCUAGGCAACUUAUCAUUGCUUGUUGAUCUGGACGUCCAAAAUAACAGUUUCCAGGGUACCUUGCCUCAGGAAUUGGCUCGCCUGCGCCGGUUGAAGUUUAUUAACUUGGGAUACAACAAAUUUAUGGGAGUGAUUCCAUCAUGGUUUGGGUCCUUGUCCAAACUUCAAGGAUUCAGCUUGUUCGGUAAUCAAUUUGCAGGUUCCAUACCAGCUACCAUCUUCAACUUAUCUACUCUGCAAAUAAUUAAUCUGAGUUAUAACCAGCUCUCAGGUAGAAUCCCUAGAGAAAUUGGGAACCUGACAACGUUGAAGGCGAUCUACCUUGGACAUAAUAAUUUUAAAGAAAUUCCAAAUGAGAUUGGCACCUUGAAUCAACUAGAAAAGUUGUUUGUGCAAGAAAAUUCCUUAAAAGGGACUAUUCCAAUGACUGUCUUGAACAUGUCAUCUUUGACUACUUUAUAUUUCUAUGAAAACAACUUGAAUGGUAGAAUUCCCGACAAUAUAUGUCAACAUCUUCCAAAAAUUCAAGAGUUGAAUUUGGGUUGGAAUCAGUUUGAUGGUCCACUUCCAUCCAAGUUAUGGCAAUGCAAACAACUUGUUGUAUUAAACUUGGAGGAUAACAAGUUCAGCGGAAGAAUACCCAAAUAUAUUUGGAACUUAACCCAAAUAAAGAGGAUUGAGUUUGGCACCAACAGCUUGACAGGUCCUAUACCAUAUGAGAUUGGUUAUCUUCGAAAUUUAGAGGAACUGAUACUCUUUGAGAAUAAUCUAAAUGGCCAUAUCCCAUCCUCAAUCUUCAAUAUAUCCACAAUAAUAGCAUUAGAUCUGGGAGUUAAUCAGCUUUCAGGUAGCCUCCCAGCAAACAUAGGCCUUGGGCUUCCAAACCUAGAAGGAUUUUUUGUAGGAGCGAAUCACCUCAAUGGAGUAAUCCCCAAAUCCAUCUCCAAUGCUUCUAAGCUCUGGAAUCUAGACCUGGGAGGAAACUGCAGCUUGAGAGGUACCAUCCCCAGUGAUAUAGGCAACUUGAGUAGCUUGAUACUUUUAGGCCUUGAAUUCAAUCAAUUGAGCGGGCCAAUUCCAGGCUCAAUGGGAAGACUACAUAAUCUUCAAGCUUUGUAUAUGGAUAAUAGCACAUUGCGAGGAUACAUUCCAGAUGAAGUUUGUCAACUAGAAAACUUAAGUGAUUUGGAUUUGUCUCAGAAUCAACUCUCUGGUUCUAUACCUUCCUGCUUGGGCAAUCUAACAACAUCUCUAAGAUCUCUAUCCUUAGGAUCUAAUUUGUUGAAUUCCACAAUCCCAUCUUCCUUAUGGGGACUUACAAAUAUCUUGAAAAUAAACUUGUCAUCCAAUUCUCUAAUUGGACCUCUACCAGGUGGUGUUGGUAAUUUGAAAGUUGCUACAUAUAUAGAUGUAUCAUACAACCAAUUAUCUGGUAGUAUACCAAGCAGCGUUGGGAGUUUAUCGAGUUUGAUCAAUCUCUCCUUAGCACAUAAUAAUCUAGAAGGCCCUAUUCCAAGUUCCUUUGCAACCUGUGUAAGCUUAGAACGAUUGGAUUUAUCUCAGAACAGUCUUUCUGGAGUGAUUCCAAAAUCUCUAGAAGCACUCUCAUAUCUCAAGUAUCUGAAUCUGUCUUUCAACAUACUCCAAGGAAAAAUUCCAACUGGUGGUCAUUUCAAAAACUUCUCUGCUGAAUCAUUUACUUCAAACCGUGGACUCUGUGGUGCAUCCCAAUUUCAAGUUCCACCAUGCAAAAGAAAAACUAGUAUGUCUAUCUUGAAAUAUGUUAUUCCGGGGAUCUUGUCAGCAAUGCUUCUAGCGAUCUCCAUAUUUUGGAUGUUGAUGUUCCGCAGAAAAAAGAAUGCGAAAGCUGCAACACAUACUAUCUUGAUGCCUCAAGUUUUAUGGAGACGAGUUUCAUACCAAGAGCUCCUAAGUGCGACAGAUGGAUUCAAUGAAAGCAACUUACUUGGUACAGGAGGUUUUGGUUCAGUAUAUAAAGGAACAUUGUCAGAUGGGAUAGAUGUUGCGAUAAAGGUUUUCAAUUUGGAGUUAGAAGGGGCAUUUACAAGUUUUGAGGUUGAAUGUGAAGUGCUAAGUAACGUUCGUCACCGAAAUCUUGUCAAAGUCAUCAGUUGCUGCAGUCAAAUUGAUUUCAAAGGUCUUGUAUUGAAUUACAUGCCUAAUGGGAGCCUUGAGAAGUGGUUGUACUCUCAGAAUUCUUCUUUGAACAUAAUGCAGAGGUUGGAUAUAAUGAUAGAUGUUGCAUUGGCAUUGGAGUACCUUCAUCAUGGUUAUGAAGUACCUAUUGUCCAUUGUGAUUUGAAGCCAAGCAACAUCCUACUAGAUGAUGAUAUGGUUGCACAUGUUGCUGAUUUUGGUAUUGCGAGACUCUUGGGUGGAGGAGAUUCUAUGACUCAAACCAUGACCCUAGCCACAAUUGGGUAUAUUGCUCCAGAGUAUGGAAUGGAAGGAAUAGUGACCAGAAGAGGGGAUGUGUAUAGUUUUGGUAUUGUUGUGAUGGAAACAUUCACAAGAAGGAAGCCAACCGAUGAGAUCUUCAUUGGAGAAAUGAGACUAAAUCAAUGGGUUGCAAAUUUCCUAGUUGCAGAUGCAAUAGUUGAAGUUGUGGAUGCUAGUUUAUUAGGAAGCGAGGAGGAUCAUGACUUCGUGAGCAAGAGGGAGUGCUUAUCAUCCAUUAUGAGAUUAGCUGUUGCUUGUUCAGCAGAAUCACCGGAAGAGAGGAUAAACAUGCAGGAGGCUGUAGCCACGCUUAAAACAAUUAAGAACAAGUUUUCAAAGGACACUAUUGCAGGAGGUGUGGUAUUGAACCGUCGUCCUGUUUCGUAA